UUGGUCGAAUGUGCCAUCAGUCAUAUGACCUACAAGCCCACUGGCUCAGGUCUCUUUGCUAGAACAGAUUAACUGAUGUGCUUGCUUUGAAGGAAUUGAAUCAUUUCUCCAUGGAAAGACAAAUCCCUUAUAGCUUUUUACUCGUUGUUUUAUCUUUAGGAUUUUCACUGUCCAAGGACCAAAUGUUUGUAAGCAUGGAUGCAAGUUCACGAAUGUUUUCAAACCAAGACCUGGUCCUCAGAAAUGAUCAACAGAUGGAUGGAGAUGUGAAGAAAAAUCUGAGUUUUAAGACCUCUCCAGCUUCCCAGGUCAUCUAUUCUGAAUUUAGCCAGAAAGAAAAUUCAGAAAGAGAACUGUGGAAAGCCUUCAGCCAGAGCCACCAGAGCCCUUUAAAUGUAUCAGUGAAUGGAAGUUUGUGUAUUCUCUUCUGGGCUAAAAGAAUAACAGUUCAAUUCAAAAAUCAGACUCAGUUGGAUCUGACGGAUAAAACAUUUGGCAAUCAGGCCACCGUGGAUGUCAGAGAAUCAAACUGCAGUGAGGAAAAUGCCAUGCUUUCUCUUAAGUUUGGUGAUGUUGACAACCUAAAGGGGCUUGACAUCAGGUUCUCCUUGACCAGUUAUAACAAGUUGCCUGUACAAAGUUGGUUUAGUUUACACAGGAUUCAGAUUCUUUACAACAAUUCAAUCCAAGCAACUUUCAAUGCAACCCGAAUAUACGCUCCAUCAAGCUAUUCCUUUCACUGUGAACGCGUCAGCAGCCUACAGAAGUAUGACCCCAUCUUGAUACCCAGCUCCACGAAUGAUGCCUCCAGGCUGUGGGAAGUCACUUUUAUCGAUUUUCAGAUUCAAGGCUUUCACAUCAAAGAGGGUCAGUUUGCCUACACUAAAGACUGUGCAUCCUUUUUCUCCCCGGCUAUUCUGAUGGGCCUGGCCACCUCCCUACUCCUACUCUUGGUUCUGGCCUAUGCCCUCCACAUGCUGAUUCACCUCAAGUCUCUUGACAGGCACUAUGAGUGUAAAGCUUCUCCUGCUUACUUCUCCCCCUUGAAAGAUCUCACCAGAGCAGAGGAGAAAGAGCCCCUGAGAAGCUACAGCAAUGAAUACUAUGAGCUUCAAAGCCAACAGUUCGGUCAACUUUAUAUUUAGCCAUGUAUGUCUGCCUUCGGGCCGUAAUAGGCUGUGGAUUUUGUUCUUGUCGUUCUGUGAUGUUUGGCUUGUAAAUUAGUUAAAGGUUUUCAGCAAAUGACUUGAUUUAAAAAGGAAAAAAAAAAGCAGAACGGAUUGCUUGGUUGUGCUGCUUAGUCAUGAACUGGCCUCUUGAGAGGCAGUCAGAGCAGUAGAAAAACAUUCCAUUGAGUCAGGAGAAAUGAAGGGUUCGGCCCAAAGUUAGCUUGAAAGGAACAGAAGGCGAAUGCACAUGUUUAGAACUUGAGCGAGGGAGCAAACAGCCACGAAAGAGAUACAUGGGCUAGACAGGGCGGCUGCCGCUGUUGCUGUCCUUAGAUUUCCAAGCACCUCCCCUGACUUGGUUUGAAGCCCCGGAGAGCAGUCUGUCGGGAUGUUUGUCUCAACACUUUGGCCAGAACUGCAUCGACUGGAAGGCAAGAUCCAAGUUCAUGGACAAGAUUGCUCACCCAGUCAUGAUGCUUCCUGGAAACCACCUGGGGAGAGUUUCAAGCCAUAAAUUUUGGUCUCAGAGUUGGCUAUGGUUUGGUAUCUGCCUGAUAUUUCCGUAUUUGGUUGUAUACCUUCCCUUAAAUCACGCACCCUUUAUAUCACUUUAUAAAUUGUAUUUCCUUCCCAGUAUAAGCAGGAAAUAUAUUGCUAAACUGCCCCCUGCACCCGGCCUCCACAACGGCAUGGACGGUUGGACCGGACUAGGUUUGAUCCAUUUCCCAUGACAGAGAUGUAAAGUGCAGUAGAGCUGUCCUGUUCAAUUAAUUCCUUGCAACCAUGCUGGAAAAUGCAACUAGGGGCUGGCACAACAGAUCACCUCUGAUCCACCAGGAAUUACUUCCAACUCAACAGCCACAAGCAUCAUCUAAAGUCAUAGAGAAAUCAUGCAACAGUGAUGAUUACAUGGAUGACCUCAUCCUAGAGGCAGAUGUCCAAGAAUCCCUGCAAAUGAUUGUGAACACCGUUGCAGGGUCAACUCGGUGCUAUGGACUCACAAUAAGUCCAAAGAAGAACAAGGUAACAAAUCAGCCUGCAUCUGGAAAACAGCAUACACAAUCAAAUGUAUUCGUGAGCAACAUGGAAUAAAAUACCAUCACAGGAUUAUGUUUCUUAGGCAGCAACUGUCUGAUGAUGCACUGAUCGAUAGGGAAUAGAAAACUAAAUAAAAAUGGCCAGAUGUCCUCUGGGGGGUGGGGGUGGGGGGUGCUAUGUGAGCAAGGGAACAAAGUAUUAUCAGGCUUCAGAUCAAAUGAAGCUGUGGUGCUGUCUGACACUCUCUGUGAUUUCAAGUCAUUUGGUCACUAGGGACGGGGGAAGGGAAGCCUCACAUGCUUCUUUAUCUUUCUGCUGUAGCUGUCGGAGUGGAAGAUCAUCUGGACGGGUGAGUGUGAAUUAGAGUGUGUAUGUUUGACUCCAAGUGCUUAGUACCUUGCUCUGCACAUAGUAAGGACCCAAUAAAUGCUAUUGAUUGGUUGACUCU
This is a messenger RNA of Ornithorhynchus anatinus (platypus), 2655 nucleotides long. RefSeq names its product ATPase H+ transporting accessory protein 1 like (gene ATP6AP1L). Gene Ontology annotation, cellular component: proton-transporting V-type ATPase complex. NCBI's taxonomy places the organism in Eukaryota, Metazoa, Chordata, Mammalia, Monotremata, Ornithorhynchidae. The record is from RefSeq and is a predicted model, not a curated record. The transcript is spliced from 7 exons. The coding region runs from base 111 to 1145 and encodes 344 amino acids.